This is a messenger RNA of Colias croceus (clouded yellow), 858 nucleotides long. Its product is annotated as collagenase-like. Bases 1 to 858 code for a protein of 285 amino acids. Gene Ontology annotation, molecular function: serine-type endopeptidase activity. The transcript is spliced from 5 exons. Gene Ontology annotation, biological process: proteolysis. NCBI's taxonomy places the organism in Eukaryota, Metazoa, Arthropoda, Insecta, Lepidoptera, Pieridae. The record is from RefSeq and is a predicted model, not a curated record.
AUGAAGUUACUCGUAGCGUUCGCUGGCCUUCUAGCCGUGGCUCUUGCCCGGGAACAAACCAAUGCCUUCAACUACCACGAGACCGUUGGUAUCCCAGAGGCCAACAGAAUUCGGCAAGCAGAAGCAGCUGUUGAUUUCGACGGCGCCAGGAUUGUUGGCGGUAGCCAAUCUUCCCUAGGAACUAACCCACACUUGGGAGGGCUUGUUAUAACCCUUACCACUGGCGGAACUUCAGUGUGCGGAUCGUCUCUUCUCUCCAACACAAGAGCUGUGACCGCUGCUCAUUGCUGGUUCGACGGAAGGGGCCAAGCUCGUCAAUUCGUUGUUGUCUUGGGCUCUCUCGCUCUUUUCUCUGGUGGUACUCGUAUCGCCACCAACAACGUUCGUAUGCAUGAAAACUGGAACUGGAACACCGCUAACAACGAUGUUGCCAUGAUCACUAUUAACUGGGUUGGAUUUAACAACAACAUUCAACCUAUCAACUUAGCUUCUGGAUCAAGUGACUACGUUGGUACUUGGGCUAUCGCUGCUGGCUACGGACGUACUUCUGACUCUCAAGGUGGCGUUCCCAGUAACACAAGUCAAAGACAUGUCAGCAUCAGAGUGAUCACCAACGCUGAGUGCAGGAAUACCUUCGGUUCCGCAAUCAUCAUUGCGUCCACCCUCUGUACCAGCGGUGAAGGUGGCCGCGGAACUUGCGGUGGUGACUCUGGCGGUCCUCUUUACAUUGGAUCUGGGACCGGCAGAACUUUGAUCGGUAUCACCUCCUUCGGCUCUCCCCGUGGUUGUCAAGUUGGUCUACCCGCUGGUUUCGCCAGGGUUACCUCCUUCAACAGCUGGAUCCGCGCCCGCAUGUAA